Molecule: messenger RNA, 1692 nt
Organism: Penicillium manginii
Lineage: Eukaryota; Fungi; Ascomycota; Eurotiomycetes; Eurotiales; Aspergillaceae
Exons: 11
Coding region: 1-1692 (563 amino acids)
Biological process (GO): carbohydrate transport; transmembrane transport
Cellular component (GO): membrane
Molecular function (GO): carbohydrate:proton symporter activity
Source: RefSeq, a predicted model, not a curated record
AUGGGCUCGGUUAUUGAUACUCCGCCGAAGGGCGGCUUCAAGCUGGUCUUACAAAAUCCAUAUCUAUGUGGUUUCUCAACACUCGGUGGCCUGUUGUUUGGCUAUGACCAAGGUGUCAUUAGUGGCGUGAUAACUAUGGAAUCAUUUGGAGCCCGAUUUCCACGCGUCUUCACCGAUAGUGGAUUCAAAGGCUGGUUUGUGUCGACGCUGCUACUCGCUGCUUGGUUCGGAUCUUUGAUCAACGGGCCCAUCGCGGAUCGUGUUGGGCGAAAGCUUUCUAUCAACCUCGCGGUGGUGAUAUUCGUCAUUGGAUCUGCUAUUCAGUGCGCAGCUGUGAACAUCCCAAUGCUUUUCGCUGGUCGAGCUAUUGCUGGUUUGGCCGUUGGAAUGAUGACCAUGGUCGUGCCAUUAUACAUCUCCGAGGUCUCUAUUCCUGAGAUUCGUGGAGGUCUGGUAGUCACUCAGCAAUUAUCCGUCACUAUUGGAAUUCUCGUCAGCUAUUGGAUUGACUACGGCACCAACUACAUUGGCGGUACUCGCUGCGCUCCUGACAUGUCCUACACUGGUGGGACGUCUGCAAAGCCUACUUUCGACCCAUACAAUGAUAUUCCGGCGGCGGGCUGCAACGGGCAAUCGGAAGCUUCGUGGCGUAUUCCACUGGCAAUUCAAAUUGUCCCGGCAGUAAUCUUGGGGGUUGGAAUGCUGUUCUUCCCAGAGUCGCCUCGAUGGUUGCUUAUGAAGGAGCGUGAUGAUGAAGCGCUUGUCUCUCUCUCGAGACUGCGCAGGAAGGAUCGCGAUUGCACUUCUCUGCAGGGUGAAUACUUGGAAAUCAGAGCGUCUAUCAUGUUGGAGAACUCCUUCGCUCGACAGAACUUCCCCAACCUUUCAGGUGUGAGGCUGCAUGCCGCUCAGUACAUGUCUUUGUUCACGAAAUGGGCACGCUUUAAGCGGCUUUUCAUUGGCUGUGCGGUGAUGUUUUUCCAGCAAUUUAUCGGCUGCAACGCCAUAAUCUAUUACGCGCCGACGAUUUUUGGCCAGCUUGGAAUGAAUGGCAACACCACUUCGCUACUCGCAACUGGAGUAUAUGGCAUUGUUAACUGCCUGUCUACUCUUCCAGCAUUAUUUCUGAUUGACAAAUUUGGACGUCGAGCUCUUCUGAUGGCUGGAGCUGCCGGUACUUGUAUCUCACUGGUGAUCGUUGGUGGAAUCCUAGGAGCCUAUGGAGCCGAUUUGAUGAGCCACAAGUCCGCUGGUUGGGCAGGUAUUGCGUUCAUCUAUAUCUAUGAUAUUAACUUCUCCUAUUCAUUUGGCCCUAUUGGUUGGGUGCUUCCCUCGGAGAUUUUCAAUCUUUCGAUCCGGUCUAAGGCCAUUUCCAUCACCACAUCUGCCACAUGGAUGUGCAACUUCAUAAUUGGCCUGGUCACUCCUGACAUGCUUGACAACAUUACCUGGGGCACAUACAUCUUCUUUGCGGCAUUCGCUUUGAUUGCGUUUAUCUUUACAUUCUUCUGUAUCCCAGAAACACGUGGAAAGACUCUAGAGGAUAUGGAUCUCAUUUUCGGAGAUACCUCGGCACACGAAGAAAAAGAACGUAUCAAGCAUAUUGAGGCUGAUUUGCGUGGGACCCCUCUCGAUGAUGCGGAAGACUUGAAGCCAACAGAUCAGCACAAAGAGCUCAUUGAUUCUGUUUGA